Molecule: messenger RNA, 1529 nt
Organism: Phaedon cochleariae (mustard beetle)
Lineage: Eukaryota; Metazoa; Arthropoda; Insecta; Coleoptera; Chrysomelidae
Source: the annotation of a GenBank genome assembly
CUUUGUGACAAUUUCAUUGCUUUGUGACUUUGUGAGGACUGUGAGAGUGAGUGAGUGAGAACUGAGAAGGUGAGAAGACUGAGAAAGUGAGACGUGAGACGGAGUGCGACUACUUCGAGUUCGCUUCAAGGCGAGAAAAAUGUCAACAAGAUCAAGUCACUAGCGUGGAAAUUAUUAGAGGAAAAUGAUUAAUUUCAAAUAAUUUGAUUUCAUGCUUCCAUCUCUAAUAGAUUAAUUAAUUGAGUUAGAACCACCUCGCCCCUUUCAGUUUCUGAAUGAAGAUGGAUUUCCUAAAAUGAUUUUGCUUACUAAACUAAUGACUGAUUGGUAAAAUUUGUCAUGGCAUUACCAGGAAGUGACAACAAAGGUCCAUGUUAUUGGUGUUUCAGAGCACUUAAAUGGAUACCAGUUUUAUUUAUUGUGACUAUAGUUGUAUGGUCAUAUUAUGCUUAUGUUAUUCAACUAUGUCUUUUGACAGUUGAAGAUAUUCCAAGAAAAGUACUAUAUUUGAUAUUUUAUCAUGUAUUUUUCUUUACAUUUUGUUGGUCAUAUUGGCAGACUAUUUUUACUGAAAUUGGUAGAGUGCCUACUAAAUAUAAAAUUCCAGAAGCUGACUAUGAGGCUUACUUAAACCAUAAUGAUUCAUUUGAAACCCAAAACACCAUUUUAGAAACAUUUGCUAGACGUUUACCUAUUACUAACAUAACAGUGAGUGGUGGAGUAAGAUUUUGUGAAAAAUGUAGGAUUGUAAAGCCUGAUAGGGCUCAUCAUUGUUCUGUGUGUGGUGUUUGUGUUCUGAAAAUGGACCAUCACUGCCCAUGGAUCAACAAUUGUGUAUCAUUUACCAACUACAAGUUUUUUGUGUUAUUCUUGGGAUAUGCACUUUUAUACUGUGCAUAUGUAUCACUGACAUCACUUCCCUAUUUUAUUUCAUUCUGGAGGGGUGAUCUCCAAGGAAUGGGAAGAUUUCAUAUCCUCUUUCUCUUUUUUGUUGCUAUAAUGUUUGGUGUGAGCUUAUUGUCACUGUUUGGUUACCACUGUUACUUAGUUUGUGAGAAUAGAACUACUCUAGAAGCAUUCCGGCCACCAAACUUCAGAGAUAUUGGAACUGACAAAUAUGGGUUUCAUGUAGGACGUUAUAGAAAUUUCCAAGAAGUAUUUGGAGAUGAUCCAAAAACUUGGUUCCUACCUCUCAGUACAAGUUUGGGUGAUGGUAUAGAGUAUCCUGUACACUCACGCCACCAGCAGGGCUCUUAUCAUUCAAUGGACAACACCCAGAACAGUGUAGGAGAUGGGCUAACAUUCCCUCAAAGGCAAAUGGAUGAAGAUCAAGAAGGUCUUUUACAUGAACAAUCCUAUGAAGAUGAAUGUCACUAUUAUGCUUGAUAUCAUUGUGAUGUAUUUUUUACGUUUAUUAUUGUAUAGUAUAUAGUUAUCCGAUUAUAAUAAUUAUUCUUUAAUAGUUUGUGUUAUUAAAAAUUACUAAAAAGAAUAACAAACUGAACUGGAUAUGGAAUUGUUUGAAUUGA